AUGACAGGCCGGGAGCUUGCUCGGGAGAUGGACAGGUUGCAGCGAUCCCUGGAGAAGCGAGAUGACUGGGCCGAGCGCUGCCGCGCUCUGAAGAGACUGCAAGGUUUAGUGAUGGGCAGCUCGCAGCUGGAGGGUUUCGUGCCCGCUUUGCUGCGGUUGCGGGAGCUGCUCUUGGCGCAGGUCACCGACCUCCGCUCAGCGCUGGUCCGCGAGGCCUGCGUGGCCCUGCGGCUGCUUGCCGAGGCGUUUGGCGGCGAGAUCGAGGUGCUGGCUGCGGCUGCUCUUCCUGUGCUUCUGCGCAGCACGUCCGUAACAAUCCUGGUCAUUGCAGAAAGCUGCUUCCGCUGCGCUUGCGCCAUCGUCGGAGCCUGUCAGGCCCCGCGAGUUGUCCAGGCACUUCUGGAGCCUGUGAGUGCGCGCAGUGGUGUGCAGCGUCAUCGCGGGCUGCAGGUGCUCCUGCUGGCUCUGCAGAGCCAUCCGACGGAGCGGCUUGAGCGUCUGGCCGAACCGCUGCAGAAGGCCAUCCGUGAUGGUCUCGAAGAUGCACGUGAAGAGGUCCGUGGCUCGGCCCGGCAGUGCUUCUGGGCCUUCACGCAGAAGUUCGAGGAACGGGGCCUUCGAUUUCUGGCCCUUCUGGAUCCUGCAAGGCAGCGCCAGCUCAAGGCAGAGGCCCCGACAGGCGAAGGGCUUCGGCGAAGCCCUGGUGGGCCGAAAGCCGCGACGUCCCUGCGGGCCAGGUCGGCCUCGCAGAAGCGCGCCGCGGACAACGAGGCCCAACGGCGACCGCUGGCUGAUGUGACAGCUUCGACGUCGCAAGAGAAGAGGAUGCUGCUUCGAUCCGCCUCCCAGAAGCUCAUGGCCAAGGACCGGCAGCCGAUAUCGGAUCUGAGCAAGCAGAGACCGCAGAGAAGUUCCGCAGGAAAACUCGAGGGAGGAGAGAGCGAGAUCCAGCCGUCAGCGCAGCGAGCGCCGCAGCGACUGCCCUCCGAGCCCGAAGCCGAGCCUCGCGGCCCGGAGGAGGCUUGGCCGUCCUCUCCGUCCCCGCGGCACGCCAGAGCUGAGCCUGCAGCGGAGCCGAAGGCAGAAUGGCCGCCCUCCAUGGAGCAGCUGGUCGAUGCCUGCUUGAAAGGCAGUGGCGCCGACGCCCUCGUGGAAGCGCUGCAGCCAGAGAAGCCACAGGCGCGGCCCAAGGCCUCUCAUGCGCUGCGGGCCCUGCACAUGGCACUCCUUGAGGCGAACGGGCCUGCCGCGCAAUUGGCUGCGGUGGAGCUGCUCGAUAGACUUCUCACUGGGUCGGAGCUGGUCCGAGACGCCAUCGCCGAUAAGUGCGUGGCUGCUCCCCUCAUGGCUGCACUGGCACGAUGUGCCGUGGCACACAGAGCUGCAAAAAGGGUUCUCGGCAGGUGGUUCGUUUGCGACGAGCCGCCCCCACCGCCGGCACCGUCACCAAAGCCGAACGCGGCGGGCCUGCCAUUGCGCCGAGGACGCGUGCAGCCAGAGUCGUCGGAGAAGGAGGCGCUUCCUUCGCUGACGGCGCUGCUGGCUUCGCGCCCUUGCACCGAGGCGUCGACCUUGCGGGCCCUGGCUGCUGCUGCGAAGGCAGAAGACGAGGAGACGUGGAGAAGUCAAGGCGGCCGGGUUCUCAUCUUGGCGCUCAAUGCCCUCACAUCCAGCGGUUCGGCCCGCGAGGUCCAGGAUGCCUCGGUCUUGUGCAUACAGGAGAUGAUUCUUCACCAUCCGGCUUGCGUGGCAGACUAUGCGGAGGUCGUGGCCUCCAAGUUCUUUGAGGUCUCUGGGCGCGCUGGCCCGGAUCGCAAGCUGACCGUGGGCCUUGCGCGAGCUCUAGACCAUCUCUUGGCCUCCAUCGAGCCACUGAGAGCUUUGGAGAUCCUGCUGCCGCAGGUCUCCCAGAACUUCGAUCUGCUUUGUGCGGCGCUGCGAAGGCUCCGACCGGAGCAGAUUCUCGAGCACCUGGACGUCAUCGUCGCGCCCAUCGUGGCUGCGGCAGAGACCGACUCUGCGGAGAUGCGUAAGGCGGCCAUCUUCAGCCUGGUGGACCUAUAUUUGAUCAUGGGAGAGGAUGUUAUGAGCUACUUCCGCCAGGAGCUUUCUCCCAGCCAGCUCAAGUUAGUGACACUGUAUGCCGAGCGGCAGCAGUGCGACAGCAGAGGGGCCACAGUCGAAGCAGACUGA
This is a messenger RNA of Symbiodinium sp. CCMP2456, 2193 nucleotides long. NCBI's taxonomy places the organism in Eukaryota, Dinophyceae, Suessiales, Symbiodiniaceae. The record is from the annotation of a GenBank genome assembly.